Lolium rigidum is the source of this 708-nucleotide messenger RNA. RefSeq names its product DNA-directed RNA polymerase III subunit RPC7-like. Gene Ontology annotation, biological process: transcription by RNA polymerase III. The coding region runs from base 1 to 708 and encodes 235 amino acids. The transcript has 8 exons. NCBI's taxonomy places the organism in Eukaryota, Viridiplantae, Streptophyta, Magnoliopsida, Poales, Poaceae. The record is from RefSeq and is a predicted model, not a curated record. Gene Ontology annotation, cellular component: RNA polymerase III complex.
AUGUCGUUCCGAGGCCGUGGCGGGAGAGGAGGAGGCAGAGGCGGCCGCGGCGGGAGAGGCUACGGAGCCCCCACUUAUUUCCCAGUGAAGCACAGCCCCCACGAGGACUUCCCGGAGAUCGCCCUGCCGCCGGUGAUCAAGUGCGGCGAGCUGAUCAACAAAGUGGAGAAGGAGAUUAAGCUGACCAACAAGGAGGCGGCUCUGAUAGAGUCCACCAAGAAUUUCGAGGAGUUCAUGAGGAAUUCUUGCUACCACCUAGAGCUGGAUGCCCCCAAGAAAAAAAAUGAUGGCAAGGAGAUCAAAAGAUUUUCGGACAGGAAGCCCAAAACAUACAGCAAACGUGAACCUCUGAAAUCAUACCUCAAACUGACUCCUAGAAACUUUCCUGCGGAACUGCUGGAUGGUUUUAAACAACUGCAACCAAGCAACAAAAAACGUCGGUGGGAUAAUGUUUCAGUUGGGCAGGCGUUUGAAGCAUUUGAGAAGCUUGAGGAGAAGCAUAGCAAGGAUGGGGAAAACAAGGCCGAAAAGGAUGGUGAAGAGGAGGAUGUCGAGGACGAGGAGGAAGUAGAAGAGGAAGAAAGUUCAGAUGACGAUUAUAACCAGGGUAUCGAAUUUGAUGACGACGACGAUGACUGGAACCAAGAGGAGGAAGCCUUGUUGUAUACAUUUGCAAAGCUUGCUGAAAAGAAGAGCCCUUUUUUGUGA